Molecule: messenger RNA, 1672 nt
Organism: Ceratosolen solmsi marchali
Lineage: Eukaryota; Metazoa; Arthropoda; Insecta; Hymenoptera; Agaonidae
Gene: Tsen2
Product: tRNA splicing endonuclease subunit 2
Exons: 6
Coding region: 34-1446 (470 amino acids)
Biological process (GO): tRNA-type intron splice site recognition and cleavage; tRNA splicing, via endonucleolytic cleavage and ligation
Cellular component (GO): tRNA-intron endonuclease complex; cytoplasm
Molecular function (GO): nucleic acid binding; tRNA-intron lyase activity
Source: RefSeq, a predicted model, not a curated record
UAACAAUAAUGGUAAACAAAGUUGUAUUUAAAAAUGGAAAUAAAAGAGCCAAAAAGAAAGAAACGAAUAAGAUUAGAACCAAAGUCAUCUUUACCGUUAGUAUUUGGUAGUAAAGGUGAAUUAACAAAAUUUCAUGCAAAUUUAACAUCCUUAGGAUCAUGCAUAGCCGAUCCUACAGAAAUGGAAAUGAUUUUUAAAAUGGGAUAUUUUGGCAAAGGAUCUUUAUCAAAAAGUCAUCCAUCGUUUGGAAGAAUUCGAUAUGGUGCGCCACCCAUAAUUCGUAAUCGCCAAUGGAAACGACGUCAAGAUUGGAUUAGCGAAGUACGAAAACUUAGCAUAGAAUCUUUUUUGGGUGAUGAAAAGAAUGAGAAUGACCAAUCUGAAAAUGAUGAUAAAAUAAAUAAAUAUAAUAAAGAUAAUAGUCACACUGCAGAAAAUGUAGAUGAAAAAUUUAGAGAUUCGAGCGACGUUAACGAAAGAAUUAAUAGUAAUUGUGAUGCAGAUAAUUUAGCGGUUUCAGAAACUCUUCCAAAUAAUGAAAAAUCAACAAAUGAUAUUGAAAUUUUAGAUAAUGAAAUAAAUAAUAUUCAAACUAAUGGUCAAGAUAAUCAAGCACAUAUGGAAAUGGAAGUAGAUGAGGUUGUACUUGAUUCUACGGAAGAAGAAGAUAUUUGUGAAACUAAAGCGGAUAAUCAUCAGCCAAAUAAUUUUGAUAAAGAUAAUUUAAUUGAUAAAUGUCAAGAAGUACAAAUUAUUAGUGAAUAUAACAAAGAUGGUUCUGACUUACAAGGAAAAGUAUUAGUUUUACCAGAUAGUGAUUCCGAUACAGAAAAUUAUUUGACAGAAAUAAAACCAGAAGUAAAACAUGAAAACUUUCCAGUAAGAGAAACUUUACAUCUAACAUUUGAAGAAACAUUUUUUUUAAUGUAUGGUCUUGGAUGUCUGAGAGUUAUAGAUUUUGAUGGGAAAUAUCUUAAUAUCGAAGAAAUAUGGAACUAUUUCUGUAAAGAACAAAAAUGUUUCUUACAAAAAUAUGUUACAUAUCAUUAUUUUCGUAGCAAAGGAUGGGUUGUUAAAUCUGGUUUAAAAUAUGGUGGAGAUUUUUUAUUAUAUAAAGAGGGUCCACCAUUUUAUCACUCUUCCUAUAUAGUAAUAAUAGAUGUUUUGGAUGCAGUCACUUUUAAAAGAAUCGAAAAUAAAACAAUGCGAAAUAUGACAUGGAAUAAAUUUAUCGGCUUAGAAAGAUUGGCAGAAGCUGUUGGAAAAGAAGUUUUAUUUGCACAAGUAUUAUGGCCAUCUUCAGUACCAGUCGAUAUAAUUCCAAUAUCUCCAGAUGUUUUGGCCCAAUUUACCGUUAGAGAAUUAUUAUGGAGGCGAUGGAAACUGAAUCAAGAUAUAUCAUCUAUUAAUUUAGAAGAUGAUGACGAAGAUGGCUAUUCCUCGUAGAUCUUACUGAGAAUAAUUUAAUAAGCAUAUAUUUUAAUAAGUAAGAUCUUCAUAUCAUAUUAAGCAGAUGGUCAACAUUCUUCUUUACAUAUAAAUACUAAGUAAAUUAACAACAAUGUUUCAAGAAAUACUGAGAAAAUGGAUAACAAUUGCAAUUAAAUUCCAAUAGAAAACAGUUAGAAAUUGAAUAGUACAAAGUAAACUUGAAUAUCGUAUAUUAUAAAAA